GUGAGAUUGAGGGAUCGGGUGAGGUUACUGAAGUUGGUAAACUCCGGUGCCUCCCCUUCCCACGGAGAGCUCGAAGCCGAAGCGGGGAACUUUGAGCUCUCAGAGUCUGGUUUCCGGCGGACACUAUUAAAUAUCGGACCCCUCGAAGAUGGCGGAGCUCUCUUCAGAGGCUGAGUUGGGGUCCCGUUCCGAGCCACCCGAGGAUGACUUCAAAAAACCGGUCCUACCCUUGCUCUCGGGGCCGGGAGAGCAUGCCCCGGGCCCCGCUUCCCGGGAGCGGGAGAAGCGGAAAGAGGAGAAAAAGGAGCCUCCGCCGGCCGGUGGUCUUGGAGAGCAGGGAGCCAGGCCGGUCCGGCGGCGAGACGUCGAGGAGGAACCCGGACCCGGGCCCCCUGCCGAAGGCAAGCCGCGGCAGUCUAGAGCAGCAACUGGGGCUCCUCCGGUUGGAAGCCCAGCUCCGGCUCCCCCAUAUAAGGAACCAGAGUGGGGAGGCCCUCCCGACGCUCCCUACAGCCUGGAGACUCUGAAGGGAGGGACCAUCCUAAACAACCGCAGUCUGGAGGGCCAGAGCCGCUGCGUGUUCGGGCGUCUGCCUAGCUGCGACGUGGUCCUGGAGCACCCUUCGGUAUCCCGCUUCCACGCCGUGCUGCAGCACCGGGCGCGGGACCCGGCGGGGGAAGAAGACCCCAGCGGACCCGGCUUCUACUUGUACGACCUGGGAAGCACCCACGGCACCUUCCUCAACAAAACUCGCGUGCCGCCACGCACCUACUGCCGCGUCCGCGUGGGCCACGUCCUCCGCUUUGGAGGGAGCACCCGGCUUUUCAUCCUGCAGGGACCAGAAGAUGAUAAGGAGGCAGAAUCCGAGCUAACGGUAACUCAGUUGAAGGCUUUGCGAAAGCAGCAGCAGAUGAAAUUAGAGAAGAAGAUGUUGGGUGAAGACUCAGAUGAGGAAGAGGAGACAGAUGCCACAGAAGAGACGAGAAAUACUAGUAGUCAGGAUAUUGAGAUGGGGUGUACUUGGGGAAUGGGAGAAGACGCUAUUGAAGAUGAAGUUGAAGAGAACCCUAUUGUUAUAGAGUUUCAACAGGAACGUGAGGCAUUUUAUAUAAAGGAUCCCAAAAAGGCUCUGCAGGGGUUCUUUGAAAGAGAAGGAGAAGAAUUAGAAUAUGAAUAUGAUGAACAGGGACACAGUACCUGGCUUUGCAGAGUUAGGUUGCCUGUGGAUGAUUCAUCAGGAAAACAACUGGUGGCUGAGGCCAUUCACUCAGGAAAGAAAAAGGAAGCAAUGAUUCAGUGCUCCCUGGAAGCUUGUCGAAUGCUUGAUGCUUUGGGUUUGCUACGUCAGGAGGCGGUAUCUCGAAAAAGGAAAGCCAAGAACUGGGAGGAUGAAGAUUAUUAUGAUAGUGAUGACGAUACAUUCCUUGAUCGAACUGGCUUGGUUGAGAAGAAGCGACUUAACAGGAUGAAAAAAGCUGGAAAAAUUGAUGAUAAGCCAGAGACUUAUGAUUCACUGAUUGGAAAGUUGAAUAAUGCAGAGAAAGAACUUGCUGAGAUUUCAGAGAAGUUGAAAGUCUCAGGCAAAACUCUGUCAGAAUCUACACCUCAGGAUUCUUUGGAUGCAUUCAUGACAGAAAUCAAAUCAGGGAGUACAUUAGAUGGUGUGUCCCGGAAAAAGCUUCAUUUAAGAACCUUUGAGCUGAGGAAAGAGCAGCAGAGACUUAAAGGGCUGAUUAAACUUGUGAAACCAACAGAGAUGCCAGAGCUAAAAAAGACUGAAAACCAGGCUGAAAAUGUGGAAAACAAGCCUAAAAAGCUAACAUUGCCUCUUUUUGGUGCAAUGAAAGGAGGAAGCAAAUUUAAAUUAAAGACUGGAACAGUAGGGAAAUUGCCCCCUAAGCGUCCAGCACUCCCUCCAAGUUUAAUAAGAAUGAAGGAUGAGCCUGAAGAAGAGGAAGAGGAGGAAGAAGAAGAAGAGUACAAAGAAGAAAUAGGAUCACUGGAUCAUGCAUCUCUUAAAAUAGAAAUGCAGUCAGAAGAAGCAUUGCAAGAAAUUUGUCCAACUCCAAAUCUUUCAAAUCAGAACAAACUGAUAGACACCAGACAUGAAACAGAAUCCUCAGGUCAGCCCAGUCAGGAAGGACCAAACAGAAGAUGUCCAGAAAGUGAGAGAGAAGCCCCAGCACAAGGGGAAUCCUCUGAGUCAAAGAAUAGCUGCAAACAGAGCAAGGAAGUACUGAAGAAAGCUGCUGGUCCAAGCGGACAGAUACCACAAAUCCUUUCUUCAAAGUAUCCAGAAGAUGAUCCAGACUACUGUGUGUGGGUACCACCUGAAGGCCAGAGUGGUGACGGCAGGACUCAUCUUAAUGAAAAAUAUGGCUAUUGAUUUCUUCGAGCUCCCAAGUCCUUUCUUAUAUUUGUUACUACCCAAGAGGUAACAUUGUGGCACAUGCGUUAACCAGUGCAGCUUGUCAUCAUUUCAAGUUGAAUGGCCAAGGAUAAGGCAUUUGGGCAACCAUUUGUAAAAAAUCUCUUCAUCCAGAUUCUUGACUUCCUGAACAGAUGACCUUUGAUCUUUGUUUCCUUUUGGAAAAGAUUCAUGUGCUUGGUGUUCCUGCAUCAAAGUGAGUUGUGUAUGUAUGUAAGAUAAGAACUGUAUAUUUCCAUGCCAAGUAAAACAAGGAAAAAAACGUUUUCAUGGGUUUUUUACAUCAUUAAAAAUGAGAUAAAAUAUUUCUAUAGUUAUUGUAUAGAGGUUGGAAUUCUAGACUUAAGAGUCCAGACAACUAGAAUCAAAGCCAUUUUUUAAUACUUAGUUGGUGUGUGAUCAAGAAUAAGUCAUUUAAAAGCUCUGAAUCUUUGUUCCCUCCUCUAUAAAGAGAAGAUAACAAUACAUACCUCACAGGGUUAUUGUGAGAAAUGAAUGAGAUAUUCUCUGUUAAAGAGCUUAAAGCAUUUAAAGCUCUACAUGAAUGCAGCUUUUUUCGUUGUUGGAAUCCUGUGGGCAUUUUCCUUAGUCAAAAGAUAGUUUUACUUUUUAGGGCUUUAGUCCCAAGAGAAGAUUGAGGGAUAUAUUAGCUUCAGGGCUGUCUUGGUAUCCAUGAAACAUUGGAAGACCUCUGGCACAUAAAAGGAGAAACCAUCCUUUCUGUAGGAUUUAUGAAAGGUGGAUGUCAUAGAUUGAGGAGUGGAUGAGUUGUAACCUGCAUCAUUUCAGAGUGUCUCCAUCAUUGAGGCCACAGAUCCAUUGAAGUAAAAAUGCCAAUAAGAAUCAAACAAGCUGAAAAAGGAGGUACCUGACUUGUGCAUAGGGGCUUUGUCAUCAGCAUCUCAGGCCUUUCCUUUUUUAAAUUUCCAUUUAGAAGGUAGGGACUGAGUUCCUGAGGAUUAUUAAAGUUGUCAGAAGUCUCACUUCAGAGUAUAUAAUCAUAGAAUUAACCAACCUUAUGUUUCUGUCCUAUUUGUUCUCUCCCUACUUUUUUCAUUAUUUCAAGAGUCUUUGGCUGGCAGCUGGCUUGACUUGUGGUUCCUAGGGUUUCUUCCCAACACCCUGCAGAUGCUGGAGCAGUUUACCCUACACUGUAGGCUUCCCAUAGUCUUUGAGGAGAAGUGAUGUCUAGCUUUCUUGGUGCCUGGUAGAAAGAAGUGACAAAAAGCCACUGGAAUUGCUAAGGGCAGAAAUACCUAGCUUUUGGAUUUAGUGACCCAUUUUAUCCAGAGACAAAAAUGUAUUCCUUACAUAUCAUUGUAUUUAUGCCAUUUUAGAUGGAUUGUUUGGAAGACAUUACUAAAAAGUAAUGUUUACCAAACCAAAUCUGGAAACCAAGUGUUCCCCACACUGUGACUAAGAGAGUCCAUGAAAAAUGGCAGCCAUGGAGAUAUUUCCUUUCAAAUAUUAAAUAUGAAAUUAUAUAUAAAAACAUUGUGGUAAUUUCCAGUAUGAAAAGAGACUUCGUUUCCUUAUUUUGUUAAAAAAAAUUCCUUUGUACUAAGUUCAAAGACUUGUUUUUAAAUCCUGAUAUUCUCUCUACGACCCUAAGCCUCAGUUUCCUCAUCUGUAAGAUGGGGAUAAUAAUAAUUUGAAUUGUUGUGAGGCUUAAAUGAAAAUUAUGUAAAAUAUUUUGCAAACUUUAAAGUACUAUAGUAAUGUCAUUAUUUUGUGACUUUGGAUACCUUACUUCAUUUUUGCACCUGUUUUCUCAUUUAUAAAAUGGAGAUAUUUGCAUCAGUAUUUGCACUACCUAGUUCACAAAGAUUGGUGUGAGGGAAAAUGUGCAAAUUAUAUAUAUAUAUAUAUAUAUAUAUAUAAUAGCCUUAAAUAUAGGCUAUUACAUUUGUUUCCUUGAGCACAUAAGAGUCUGGGCGAUCGAAAUGAUCAGUGGAGAAGAGAGGAGUCAAUUUAUGUUUCUCUUUAGGGUUAUUACUAUCCUCAUGGGCAUAGUCCAACAAUUAUCCCUCCCAAUAAAUCCAGAACCUCUCAACACAACCCUAGGAACAUUAUUGAUGGUUGACUUCUUUGUUCCCAGGUAUAUGACUUUUUUUAAUAUCUUGAGAUGAAGUGACCCUGUUUCUGCCUAGUCCAGGCUUCUGUCCAGUUCUAGUCCUGUAGAAAGAUAUGUGCAGAACUUGUGCAACAAAGUAAAAGAAUUCUGACCCUUUAACUCUCCUUUGCCAUUUCUAACAAAUCUAGGAGCAGAGAUGGAGGGAAAGUAUUGGAUACUGGAGGAGCUAACUGAUUAAAAUGUGCUGUCUCUUUCUUCUGAAAACCUGUAGAGAGCCUGCUUACUGCUUUGAAUCUACUUUGGAUUCAGCUUUUCCCUUUCCCCUUUUUUGGAGGGAGAAAUUUCUCCUCCCAUGGUGCUGGAUACAAUGAUGGCCCAUUGCUGCUCCCUUGUGGCCUUUCCUGUAAUAGCAAGACAGUUUCUACAACAUGAAUCCUAUCUCUGGGAUAGAAUGUAAUAGCUAGGUCAACUCUCAUGGCUAAAUCCAACAGCAGCCCAAGCAAUCAGAAGAACAAAUCUGGCAUUUGGCUCAGCGAUUGACACAAAAUUCCCAUGGAUAACGUAACAUCAAAUAAUGACCUCUCCAGGAUCUAAAGGCUUCAUAUUUAUGAUGUUGCCACCCGUAAAUAUUAACAUUUAUUGCUCACCAAAUUCUGUAUUUGAGAUGUUUAAAAAUAUUUUCAAGUUUAAGAUGGAUGUGGAGCUAUCUGUGUGAUGAAAAACCUAGAAAUCUCCUUUCCCCCAAAGAAGAUCUGGCAUAGUAAGGGCUAUUUUAAUUAGAAAAACCUGUUAUUAAAAACCAGCUUAACCUAUGUAAGGCUCUAUUUUGAAAAUAUCUUGGACUCCUUCACUGGCCUUUAUUUCCCCAAAGCCAGUCAGUCAUGUCCCAUCAAUUCUUUCUGCACAUUGUUUCCAGUUGUUUCUUCCCCCUCUCCUCACCAUAUUGAUACUGCCUUAGUCCUCAGUUUCAUUACUUCUUACACAAUUUUCGAAGAAGCAUUUAUUAAUUGUCUGCUAUAUUGCAGGCUAGAUGGUUGGAAGAGUUAGGUGGUUCAGUGGAUAGAGCACCGAGCCUGAGUCAAAGUUACAAUUUGGCCUCAUUCACUAGUUGUGGAACUCUCAACAAGUCACUUAACCUCCCUCUCCCUUACACUGGAGAAGAAAAUGGCAAACCACUCCAAGAAAACUCUAUGGGAAAUAUGAUCCACAGGGAAUCCAUAGGGUCCCGAGGAGUUAGAUGUACCUGCACAACAAUAUUCCAGGCAAUAUGCUGUGCCCUGGGGAUACAAAGAAAAGGAGAACCAGCCCUUGCCCGCAAGGAGCUUACUGUCUAAUGGAGGUGACAACGUUUAAAUAAGGAUGUACAGACAAUAUAUACAGGAUAAAUGGGAUAAAUAUACUCAGGUAUAUUUGUAUGUUCUUAUUCUUAAAGAAAAUGGAACUAGAAGAGAAAAAUUAUCACAGAAAUGAGAGUCAUGGCUAGUGUCAGAAGCUGCAGGGAAGUCAGGAAGAUUGAGAACUGAGGAAAGGCCAUUAGAUAUGGUAAUUAAAGAGAUCACUGGUCACUUUGCAGAACAGUUUUGAUUGAAUGAUGGAAGUGGAAGCCUGACUACAGAGAGUUGAAAGGAAGUAGAAGCCUCUUCAAGGAGUUUGGUCACGAAAGAAGAGAGAUAUGGAAUGAUAGCAGGGAUGUAUGGAUUAAGGAAGUGUUUUUUGAGAAUGAGGGAGAUGAGCAAGUUUGUAGGGUAUAUGAAAGCAGCCAGUAGACAUAGAGAUAUCAAAAAUUAGAGUGGGAAUGAUAGGGUGAUCUGAAAAAAGACCAGAUGGAAUGGGAUCACUUGUACAUGUAGAGGGGUUUGCUCUGGCAAGAAAGGUCACCCUCAACAUGUGAAACAGGUGAAUGGAAAGCAUCUGAGUGAGGUCAGAGAAGUAGGAUGAGAGAAAAUACCUGCGAAUGGUCUCAAUUUUUUAUUCUCUUUUUUGCACUUAGGGUUAAGUGAUUUGCCAGGGCCACACAACUAUAAAUGUGUCUGAGGUCAUAUUUGAAUUCAGGUCCUUCUGAUUCCAGGACCGGUCCCUGCUUUAUCCACAGCACCAUCUAGCUGCCCACCAAUUUUUUAAAUGAGAUAUGAGGCAAAAUUUUUACCUGAGAAGUGAGGAAAAACAAGUUAUGAGAGAUUUGGAAAAGAGUUUGUGGUGGUGAUUGUGAUAAUCGACUCCAUUAGGGAUGUGUAAAUAGAUUGCCUUGCCACAAUAAGGGCCUAGUUAAAAUAUGUAACAUAAAUUUGUAGUGAAUCUAGUCAGCCCAGUUUCAUGAUUUUCUCCAUCACUUUUCAAGAGCAUGUGAAUAGAAGCAAAGGCAGUAGACGAUGGAAGUAAAUGAAAGCUAAGGUUUGGGUGGACAGAUGUCUGGCUUUCUGCCUCAGCUGCAGUCUUACGUUGGGACUUUCAUCAGUUUUGGCCCUCUCACCUGGGAAGAUCCAUCUGACUCUAUGGCCUUCUAACCAUGCUGGCUCCCUUCUUCCACUGGUGAAUUCUUUUCAGGGCUUCCAUUUUGAGGAAGUCCCAGGCCAAAUCAACAUUCAUUCUCUGCCUACCUGUGCUUCUGACUUUCUGGCCAUCAAUCUCACUCCUAUUUUCCUACCUUCCUACUCUCCCUGCCUCCCUACCCACUUCAACUUUUUAUUAUAUUUUGUUUUGUCCCAUUAGAAUACAGGGUAUGGGGGUUUCCUUGCAUUUGUAGGCCUUGUGCACAGUGCUUGGCACAUGUUAGACGUUUUAAGAAUGCUUGUUGCCUGCCUGCAUAGGAUGAGAGGACAAGGGACUUUAAAGAAGACCGUGUCCAAAUGGGUCUAGGAGGAGAGUGUAACCAGUGAAAGGUUGAUAGCCUGGGAAGAAUGAGGGGUAGAGGGUUUGGAGGUCAUAAGAUUAAAAUCUGCAAGGCAGAGGAAAAAGUAGAACAAUAAUAGAUUAUGAUCUGAUAAGAAAAAUUCAGAAUUCAACUUACAGCAAUAAUCUAAUGGGUCCUCCAUUCUCUCUUAUCUAAUCCAUGCACAAUUGAUCUUCCUGAAACACUGCUUUUAUCAUGUCCCUCUGCUCCCCUGUCUACUCCUUGGAAAAGAAAGGGGUUGAAGUCAGAAAGAUCUUGCCUAGAACCAUGCCCAGAUUUAGGUGCCCACUGCGCUAGAGCUGUGGUUUCCAACUUUCAUCGUGAAUAUCUAUUGGUUAAAAAGUUGAGCUCUCAUCUCUCAUCCUUCAAUACGAAUAUAUUUAUAAAAUGGUAUUAUAUAACUUAAAGAAAAAGUAAAUUUCAAAAGUAUGAAAUGAUCUUGAGUCAAUAGGGAGUCCCUAGAGUUUAUUGAGUAGGGAAAUAAAAUGCUCAAACUUGCCCUUUAGUAAAAUCAUUGGCAGCUGCUUAGAGUGAUGGAUUGGAGACAGGAAAGAUUUAAAACUGAGAAACCAAUUAUGAGACUAUUGCCAUAAUCCAGGGGAGAAGUGAUGAAAACCUGAAGUAAGACGGUGGCUGUGGGAGUGGAAAGAUAGGAGAGACAGUGUAGAGGUAGAAAUGACAGGAAUUGGAAAUGGCCUGUGUAGUGUGAGUGAGAGGAAGGACGGCUGGUGUAGUGCCUUUAAUUAUAAAAAGAACAGAAGCCGGUUUUGAGGAAAAGAUAAUAUAAUGAGGUCUAAUGCAGAUUCAUGAUAGAGAUCUGAAUCUCUUCCUGCCUAUUCAUCCUGGGUUGCUUUGUCCUGUUGAAAAUGAAAAUGAGAAUGAGGCUUUUGUCAGCCAUUGCCUUGGAGUACAGAGCCAGACGGGGGUCAGCCUGUUAAUGGCCAUGAGAAUCUGGGAGCAGGGUAAGGUUGGGGCAGAGAAUUUUCAGCUUCUAAGGAGCUGCUUGUGAUGUUGCAGGGAACUAGCAUCCAGUGCAAAAGAGGGAAGACAUUAAAAGUUUGCACCAAGGAUGGAGAUGAAAAAGAUGAAGUGUUGGGAGAUUUGGGGCAUGGAGGAGUGUGGUUGUGUUGGAAACAAACUCCAUGAUGGUUCUGCUGAGGAGGAUGGGAUGUUGCUCCUGUUUCUGUCCUCUAAUUAAAUGAUCGCUCCAUGGGGAUUAUAUCUCUGACAGGGGUGGAUAUAGGUCUCUACUUUGGAAACCACUGGUCUAGAAGACAGGAAUCAAGACUACACUUGGAAUACUACAACAUGGAAUAGACCCAGAACUUUCCAGCUCAGUCUUGGAACCAAGCCAGCUUCUAGGACAUGGCUCAGUGACUUGUAAAGGAUCCACUCUAGUCAGUAGGCUUUGCUGAACCACACAUGUACUUCCUGCUCUGGCUGCUUUUGGGGCUUUCUUCACUGAUUCAUAAACUUUGAAGGUUUUUUGGUAGCAGCUGAAGCUUUAGCUAGAGUCUUCUUGCUAAGAUGUCACAGGGCUUCCAUUAGAGAGUGAAGAAGGGGGAACUCCAACCAUUUUAUUUCUUUGUUAGUGGUUCUGAUUUAAAAAAAGAAAGUUGGAAGGAAGCAAAAUGCAAAUGAGAGCUUUGAGUUAUUUAUAGAUUUUCUUGUUCCAGUAAUGCCAGGAUUUUUUAACAAGGGCCCACAGAUCUUCAAGGGGUCAGUGAAUAUAUUUCAGGAAGCUGCAAAUUUGGCUUUUACAAUAUUUUUAUAGCUGUAUUUCAAUCUAAUUUUGUUUAUAAUUGUAGAUAUUUUAUGCAUUUAAAAAUAUAUUCUGCAAAGAGGUCCAUAGGCUAUAUCAGACAACCCAAGUGGGAAGUCUGUGACCAAAUAAUAAUAAUAAUAAAGGUUAAGAAUCCUGGCAUAGUCAAGUCAAAAGACAUCUAUUUGAGCCAGACACUGCUACUCUGGGAGUGUAAAUACAAAGUCCUUACCCUUGAGAAGAUUACAUUCUAAUGGGAGAAGACAGCAGUUAAGUUGAAGCUGAAAAAGGGUGGGCAGAUGAGAAGACGGAGGGAGGAUACCUGUAUGGACUUAUGGUAGGGAAAGUCUGGAGAGGUAUGAAGACAUAGUUGACUUGGUUAUCCUAAGGAGAAACUGGGAAAAACCAGACAAUCAGAGGAAUAGACUAAAGGGGAAAAGGGUACUCUCAAUGUGAGAAAUACAAGGGCGAAGAGAAUUUCCAGUGAGAAAGGCCAGGGUCAAGAGUAUAGCCUGGAACUCUGGAGAAACUUAAGGAGGUAAUCAGGAAAGUGAUAUCAUAAUGGUCAAAAGAUAUGAACAGACUAUUUUCAGAUAAUGAAAUUGAAACUAUUGUUACUCAUAUGAAAGGUGCUCCAAAUCAUUUCUGAUCAGAGAAAUGCAAAUUAAGACAACUUUGAGAUACCACUAUACACCUCUCAGAUUGGCUAAGGUGAUAGGAAAAGAUAAUGACAAAUGUUGGAGGGGAUAUGGGAAAACUGGGACACUGAUGCAUUGUUGGUGAAACUGAACGAAUCCAACCAUUCUGGAGAGCAAUUUGGAACUAUGCUCAAAAAGUUAUCAAACUGUGCUCACCCUUAGACCCAGCAGUUACUACUGGGCUUAUAUCCCAAAGAGAUACUAAAGAAGGGAAAGGGACCUGUAUGUGCCAAAAUGUUUGUGGCAGCCCUGUUUGUAGUGGCCAGAAACUGGAAAAUGAAUGGAUGCCCAUCAAUGGAGAAUGGCUGGGUAAAUUGUGGUAUAUGAAUAUUAUGGAAUAUUAUUGUUCUGUAAGAAAUGAUCAGCAGGAUGAUUUCAGAAGGGCCUGAAGAGACUUACAUGAACUGAUGCUGAGUGAAAUGAGCAGAACCAGGAGAUCAUUAUACCCUUCAACAACAAUACUAUAUGAGGAUCGAUUCUGAUGGAAGUGGCUAUCUUCAACAAUGAGAGGAGCCAAAUCAGUUCUAAUUGAUCAGCGAUGAACAGAACUAGCUAUAUCCAGCAAAAGAACACUGGAAAAUGAGUGUGGACCACAACAUAGCAUUUACACUUUCUGUUAUUUUUUGCUUGUUUACAUUUUUGUUUUUCUUCCCAGGUUAUUUUUACCUUCUUUCUAAAUCCGAUUUUUCUUGUGCAGCAAGACAACUGUAUAAGUAUGUAUACAUAUAUUGUAUUUAACAUUUACUUUAACAUAUUUAACAUGUAUGGAACUACCUGCUAUCUAGGGGAGGGGAUGGAGUGAAGGAGAGGAAAAGUUGGAACAGAAGUUUUUGCAAGGGUCAAUGUUGAAAAAUUACCCAUACAUAUGUUUUGUCAAUAAAAAGCUAUAAUAAAAAAUGGAAAAAAAAGAGAAAGUGAUAUCAUAAA
Molecule: messenger RNA, 10779 nt
Organism: Antechinus flavipes (yellow-footed antechinus)
Lineage: Eukaryota; Metazoa; Chordata; Mammalia; Dasyuromorphia; Dasyuridae
Gene: SLC4A1AP
Product: solute carrier family 4 member 1 adaptor protein
Exons: 14
Coding region: 149-2386 (745 amino acids)
Molecular function (GO): mRNA binding; protein binding
Source: RefSeq, a predicted model, not a curated record